AUGGAAAACUACUACCACACGAAUUACUCUAAAUGCCAGCAACCAACUUCAUAUUUUUCAACUUCUAAUUACGUUCACACUGGUGUCCAUACAGUCACUAUAUUUGCAGUACCCUUGUGGAUUUAUGGAUUCUAUUGUAUCAUUAAAAUUACCCCGAAACAGUUGGGUUCUGGAAAAUGGGAUUUAUUAAUUGUCCAUAUUUGGACAGUUUGCCUAGAUAUCACUUUCAUUUUGUUGGGACUUCCGUACAUGUUUUUCCCAUCUUUAUCAAUCCUUUUUAUUGGUUCUGGAAAAUUAAUUGGAAUACCUUCAUGGAUUCUUUCCUACUCUAUUCAAUCAUUAGUGUCAGCCUACACAGCCUCAUUUGUUGCAUUUUUUGAGAAUCGCCAAAAUGUUUUACAAACAAAAUGGAGGAUUAAAAAGCGAUGGGCUCGGGUUUUUAUUAAGCUGAUCAAUUAUGGAAUUGCUUGGCUUACAGUACUCCCUCCGUAUCUGGAAAAGUUGGACUCUGAGAGACUGGCUAUGGAUUUUUUAAAGAAUGUCCCAUGUCCUGACAAGGAAUACUUCAAUAUUUCUCUAUUUUUUAUCUGUGACAACCCUCUCAUGCUAACCUCAUUGAUGGGAUUUCAAUUCCUAACCCUCACAAGUCAAGGAGUAUUUUAUGUUUCUCACACCUGGUAUCACCUUGUCUUCCUCCACGGUUCACGGGUGUCUGCGGAGACUCGUAAAAUGCAACUCCGUUUCUUCUGGGGAACUCUUCUACAAGUUCUGAUUCCUAUGCUGGUAUUCAUGGGGCCAAUCAGUUAUAUCUGGUAUUCAGCUAACACGGGAUAUUAUAACCAAGCAAUCAAUAACCAUAUCUCAUUCACGGUUUCAUUUCACGGAAUCUUGGGAAUCAGUUGCAUGGUUUUGGUGCAGAAAAGUUUUCGAACUCACUUUUUGAAAAUGAUCACAUUUGGAAAAGUUAAUUUAGCCAAAGCAAGGAAUGUAUCAGCUGCAAAGCCGCCUAAAUCAAUUGUAGCGAUUCAAAGUUGA
Messenger RNA from Caenorhabditis elegans, 1035 nucleotides. RefSeq names its product Serpentine Receptor, class H (gene srh-52). NCBI's taxonomy places the organism in Eukaryota, Metazoa, Nematoda, Chromadorea, Rhabditida, Rhabditidae. The record is from RefSeq and is marked reviewed. The transcript has 3 exons. Bases 1 to 1035 code for a protein of 344 amino acids.